Cynara cardunculus var. scolymus (artichoke) is the source of this 5077-nucleotide messenger RNA. RefSeq names its product RNA-binding protein 38-like. Bases 149 to 934 code for a protein of 261 amino acids. Gene Ontology annotation, molecular function: RNA binding. NCBI's taxonomy places the organism in Eukaryota, Viridiplantae, Streptophyta, Magnoliopsida, Asterales, Asteraceae. The transcript is spliced from 6 exons. The record is from RefSeq and is a predicted model, not a curated record.
GCUGGCUGGCAUAAUUUUUUAGGGUUCUACAGGGGUUUUUCUCUACAGUCGUCAUCGAUUUGAUCGCUAGGUGAGAUCAGAGAAUUGAAAGUAGCUUCUGAUUUAGAGUAUAUAGAUACAAUUUGUAUAUUUACACAAUUGUAAUUAGAUGGCUGCGUAUCAGCCUAUUAGAGGAAGCGGGUCGGGUUUACAGUUCCUGAAUCAUCCAUUUGGGGAUACUACCUAUACAAAGGUGUUCGUUGGAGGGCUUGCAUGGGAGACACAGAGCGAGACGCUGCAUCGUUAUUUUGAACAGUUUGGGGAUAUUUUAGAGGCUGUUGUCAUCACUGAUAAGCAUACUGGGAGAUCAAAAGGCUAUGGAUUUGUAACGUUUCGCGAUGCUGAAGCUGCAAAGAGGGCUUGUGCCAAUCCUAGUCCAGUUAUUGAUGGUAGAAGGGCAAACUGUAAUUUGGCAUCACUUGGUCGGGCCCAUCUGCCUUUGCCUUUUGGACGUCUGAGACCAGCAGCACCCUUCUUUGGGAGCCCCCAGGGGGGACCGUAUGUUGGAAGCCCAGGUUACCGGCAACCUGUUCCUUACAACUAUCAGCAAUUCCCGUAUUCCUUAUAUGGGUAUCCACCCUAUGGGCCCGAAUAUGUCCUACAUCAGGUCCCUUAUAAUCCUUACAUGGGUCAGCUGCAACAUAAUCCUCAAAUGUUUGGCAUACCUGGCGCGAUUAACACAAAUGUUUUUCCGUAUGGUCAAAUGGGCCCUCCUCCACCUGGAAGCCCAGGGCAUAGAGCGCUUCAGGGGAUGGUAACACCUGGUCCUCAUGUUCUGCCAUAUCCUAGACCAAGUGUCAGUUUGGCAACAACAGAAGCUGUUCCAAUGUCUCCGGCACCAUACCUUACGGGCAUCCAGGGUACAGGAUCUUCUGCGUGUGCAGCACUCAGCUGAUAAACCACUUCCUUGUGUGUGUCAGUCAAAACUUGUGCCAUAUCUAUGGAUUCACCAAUAUGGAUGUGAUAUUGGGUAUAUUGGAUAUGAUGUAUGGCUGUUACUUUAAAAGCACAAUAUUUUACUUCUCUUUGGGGAUUUUGGAUAAUAUGUAUGCUGUGUGUUAACACACAGUAUACCACGUAGGAUGAGUUUUCUAAGUAUAUAUUAUUUUACAUUUUAGAUUUUAGAAUAUUAAUUGGAAGAACAAAAGGGAUAGUUAUUUAUUACAUAAUUAUGCAACUAAAGACUUUGGAAAGAUCUCCAUCAAGCAUGACAUUUCAAAAAGAAACAUUUUUGUUUUUUCAAAUUUAAACACACAUCUCUCUUAAAAUGGUCUGAAUACUAUUCAUAUGAAGGUUUGUAUGUGUAUAUUUCAUAUGAAACAUGCAUCAUGUUUGUGUAUGUAUAUUUUUCCUUUCAAUCUCUUGUAGUUAAAAUGCCUAAAUUGGAAAUUUUGGCAUUGACACCGAAGUCAACAUCCUCUACCUGAAGGAGAACUCCACUAGGUUCAAUGCUUAAGGGGUCAAUUUUAAUCAUCAAUAUUCUCAUGCCUAGAAUCUUCUCAUGAGUUGCUAAUGUGGUUACAAAGCUGUUUCAUUGGUGAUGGCUUGAACAUUAGCUGGCAUUCUUAAAGCUGCUUAUGGUCAUGCAUCUAGACGCAAGCCUAAUCUUUGGGGUCUUGUGGUGGGUGAGACACAUUAACUGUAUCAAGGUGUGUGUCUUGGCUGUUGAGGCUCAAGCACGUGAGGUAUGAGGUGCAUAAGGCAUGGGGUUGAUUGAAGCGAAAUGAAGAUUGAUCUUUAUGGAAUUCUUAAUGAAUAAUUUUUUUUUUGUCUUGGAAUCUUUUUAGUUUUAAAUGGAGUAUGAACCAACUAAACCUGUAAAGAAGAUAAACGAAUGAAGCUAAAAGAGAAAGUUUUGAGUCUGUUAAUCAACAUUAGACCAUUUGAUUACAAAAAGCCACUUUUCAAGACAACUGCUGAACAAGACUGAAGGGUACGUCCCUAAAGUGGAUGUAAGACCAGAGCUUUUAAUACAAAGUUGCCAAUUGUUUCCUCCUACAACUGUAAACAACUUAAUAAAUUGAACACGGGAGUUCCAAAAACAUGAAGUAGAUCCAUGUGAAGAAUGCCACUAUGCACCAUGAGAACCGUCAUAUCCUUCUUUAUACUUCCCCCUUGUUGCUACCAUUUCGGAUCCUGUCCUUGACCUCAUCUCAAAAACGUUGUUGCGAUGAUGUUACCAUCUCUUAGAUUUUCCGAUUCAGUAAGGUCCUCAUUGUGGUUAUAUGACCAAUAACUCCACCCAUCCUCAUAGAGGCAUUCUCUAAGGAAGUUAUCACGAGUGGCAACCAGGUUGCACCUUCCUACUCAAGUUCCAGUUUUGUGGAAACAGGAUUCUGCCGGUCUUGAGGGCUAGAGUAGACUUGCCCGGAAGUUGAAAUCGUUCUUGAGACCAUGACUAUCAUGGCAGUGCAAAUGGAGAAAGGGUUUAAUAUAUCUGGUAAAUGCCUCCUUGGUGAUUCCAGUAAGAUGCACUGGAGAAACAGAUAGCAAGGUGAGAUCAUUGGUUGUGGGUAAGAAUUGUCCUCUUCAAAGGAAGUCGGUUGUAACAUGUGCAUUCCUUUUGCAAUAUCGGGUUGAUAAGAACUUAGCCGUAUAAUAGAGACUGCUGUGAAGAACAAAGGUAUAUUAGGACCGACUAUAUAUAGCAGGAUAACACAUUGGAUUUUUUUAAUCUUGCAUAGGAAUAUCAAAGUGCCAAAUAGUAAAUUUAGCACAUUAAAUUUGAUUGACCACUCUCUGAAUGGUCCAAAGUUAUAUAUGGGGAAAUAAACUUUUUCUCAAAGAACUCAAAGAAGUCCCCUCCGACAGUGCAACGAAUCAUCCACUUAAAAGGACCCUCAACAUGCAUAUAUUUUAGAUGGAUACAUACUUAUAUAUAGCCAGGUUCAUACGAGAACAAUAACCAAACAAGAGAAUAAGAAAACGGUCGAAUCACAUGUGAUUUUACACUAAAAUCACGUGUAGAAUCAUAUGUGAUUCACGCGACUUUGGCUUUGACCUUGAGGUUGCGGGCCACGUCACCCUUACACCUCACGUGGAGUGUUAGUGUAAAAUCACAUGUGAUUUGGCCAUUUUCGUGUUCUUUUAUUUAGUUACUGUUCUCGUUUGAACCUCCAUCUACUUAUAUAAAAAUCUUGUGGUUGUAUGAAACCAUGUGCUAUUGCUCAAAUCCGUAGUCAAUCCUGUUUCCGCACCUUGUUCACCUGGCUUGCCCACUUCCUUGCGUGCAUCAUCACCCCCUUGCACGCAAGGAAGUGAACAUAUACAACCUCCGUCUUUCGGACUAAUGGUUAAAAACCAGGUGAAUCUUUUUCUUUAUGCAUUGUUUACAUUAAUUUUUUUAUUCAGUAAUAUAUGCAUGGUAAAGUGACUUGCAAAGUUGCAAAAUAAACCUUGUCUGAAAAAACAGCCAUAGAAGGAUUGGCCAUAGAACCAUUCCAAUAUAAAUGCUGGUUAUUACUCCUUGCAUUGUGUGUUCAUCUCAACAUCAUAUUUAGGAAUUAAGAUUAUUAGGAGGUGUGGCUGCAUAAGACCUUUGCUCUUCGAGGUGCCUUGCACUUUAAAUAACACUUGUCGUACUAGAGUAUAGUAGGAAAGAAAUUGUCUGCAGUGAUGAAAACACCCUAACCCGGUGAGUUAAUUUUCUCUAUAACAGCUAAAAGUACAAAUUAAGAAAGCCAUCAAUCCGUUUCGUGCAUUUACCUUAUAUAGGACUAGUAUUCUCUACUUACAUGAAAGCACUUAAUUGGGUUUGAUUCUAACAAAAGACACACCCAGCCCAAUAUUUUGUAUAUCUUCUCCUGGUUUUUCACAGCAUGCUCCAUCCUAGUCAGGGAAGCUGACGAUGGAAGCCUCUCUGCAAAAAUCUUUACUUAAAACAGCUCUGAAUCCUCAUCAACAUCAGUAUCCUUGUAAGGGUCGCUAAAAAGCAGAUGGUGUGCAGAUUGAAAUUUAGUUUCAGGCUGGCAACUUGUCAAUACAUCACCUCUUUAUUCCAAACUUCUAGGAUGAAGAGUCUAUUUAGUUGGUAAAAAGUAUCAUUGAGUUAGUUGCUUUCAACAUUUACCUAUUUUCCAAACAUGCUUUCCAUUUCGACCUUCUCCAAAAUGUGGUUUACAAUGGGCAGAUGGAUAUUCAGUUCAGAUCAGAAACUGAUGGGGAGGUUGUGUUCUUAUUUGCAUCUCUUUUGAGGGUGUAGGAUGCAUUAAAUUAGUAGCAUUGAUAUCUUAGUGCGACAUUUUGUCCAUUUUAGUAUAUUUUCUUGUGAGCCUUUUGGAUUUGAUACACUUGGAUUCCUAUCUUAGAUCCAUCUCUGAUCAAACCACCACGUAUGGCAUAUAUAUUGUUUUUUUUGAUUAACCUGGAUACACUUGUUUUGUUAUUACCAAGUAUAACCUAUUAAGAGCAAUAAUUGGAGAGAGAAGUUAUAGCAGUCGAGAAUAAGCUCGACACUAUUUUGUAGGACGGAUGGUUAUAGAUUUGUGGGAUUGUUGAAGUUCAUGACUUCCUUUUUUGCAGCUGUCCUGUUUCAUUGGGAUUAUGUUUGGCAACUAAUUAGCCGUAUGCUAAUUUGAAAGAAACCUUUCUCAACAAGCUCAGAUGAUAAUGUUAUACACUGUUUUCAGAUUUUGCUAUCAUUUGAACUAUAUUAUGUUGUAGAAGCUACCAUCCUAAAACUAAAGUAGAGAGUACAUUCAUAGAGGUCAAGGGAAGAAACUGACUAAUGCAAAAUUCUGAUGGAGUCUGGCAGUGUGUAACAAUGCUUGUUGCUUUAGCUACAUUUUUAAAUGAGAAAACAUACGUAUGAUGUGUCACUGCCAACGCAGGUUCAACUCUUCGUGUAGACAUUGUUUUCCUCUUAUGUAUCUAAAGUAGCCUGUAGCAUGCUUAUUCCAUGCAUCUCUUCUUUUUAUUUGUCAAAAUUGUUAUUUGUCAACUUGUGUAUCAUGAGAAAAGAAACCGAUUUAUCUAUUAUCACUUACAAGUGACCACAGUAUUGACACAGAAUUUUGACCACUAUUAUUUAAUUGUUAUG